AUGAGACCGGUGAGCAGAGUCAUCACCGCUGCCGGAGAUUCUCUUUCAGAGGCGGCGCUACUACUGUUGAGAGAGAAGAGAGACGGUGGGAAGAGUCUUUCAGGGGCGAUGCUGCUACUACUUGAACCUUUUUUGAACAUGUCUGGUCUACUAACGGGCCAUGCAGGGAGCCUGAAACACAAACCUGACCGGGCAAGACCGAUCUACAUUUCUGUUUUGAAGAGCAGAAGUUUUAACCCAAAAAUGAUGCUCAAAGAAUCCUUUCACAAGAUAAAAAACUUUAUUCAUAGAACUUUCAGAAACCUUAAAUCAUCACUCCAAGGAGAUUACCAAAAACUACCUAAAACUCCUCAUGUCAAUCCUCUCUUCUAUCCCAAAAUGCAGGAAUUGGAUAAUUUCUACAGAGAUUUCUCCCAACAUUGGGAUUCUGAUCAUAACAAGUUGCUGAAGAAAAAGAAAAGGGGUCCAUUUUUGGUGAAAGAAAUAAGAAAGAGAGAUGAAAAAUCAUCAUGCAGUGGAAGCUACAUGAAUGGUGCAAGAAAAGAAGAGAAAAAGACAGAUGAAUCGAGUACCGUGUGCCAGACAUGCAUGGAAGGGAAACAAGUGGAUUCCAGUUCUCAGAUUGUGAAUGGUUUAGCACAGAAGAUGAAAGAAAUGGAAAAGUUUGAUAUGAAUGAUUUGAAUCAUGUGAUGGAUAUGGAAGAGGGAGUUGUAUCCUUCACAACCCUCGGUCGACCACUAAAUUCGACUACCACAUAUAGGAAUAUGUUGAAAGUGAAGUUUGAAUGUAUUUCUACAAAAACUUUCACAAUGGCCGAGGACAAUGCUGUUACAGUCUACGGAAGCAACGCCGCAAUUACUGAUACCAAGAAGAACCCAUUUUCAAUCAAAGUCGGGAUGGCCCAGAUGCUCCGGGGUGGCGCUAUUGUGGAAGUCACCACCGUUGAGCAAGCCAAGAUCGCCGAGUCCGCCGGCGCUUGUUGUGUAAUUGUAUCGGAUCCACCCAAAGAUGGAAUUUCCCGCAUGCCUGAUCCGGCCCUGAUUAAAGAAAUUAAGCAAUCCGUCUCAAUUCCUUUAAUGGCUAAAGCCCGGGUUGGGCAUUUUGUGGAGGCUCAGAUUUUGGAGUCCGUAGGAGUUGAUUACAUUGAUGAAAGUGAGGUUUUAGCCAUAGCUGAUGAGGAUCAUUUUAUUAAUAAGCAUAAUUUUGGGACGCCCUUUAUUUGUGGGUGUCGCGAUCUGGGAGAGGCGUUAAGGAGAGUGAGAGAAGGGGCGGCCAUGAUACGCACUCAAGGUGAUCUGAAGGGAUCUGGGAAUGUAGUUGAGACGGUUCGUGGUGUGAGGAAAGUGAUGGGCGAGAUUAGACGAUUGAAUAACAUGGACGAGGAUGAGGUGUUUACGUUUUCUAAGCAGAUUAAAGCGCCUUAUGAUAUUGUGGCACAGACGAAGCAAAUGGGGAGGCUGCCGGUUGUCCAUUUCGCUGCUGGAGGUAUAGUGACGCCUGCUGAUGCUGCACUGAUGGUGCAAUUGGGAUGUGAUGGAGUAUUCUUAGGACCAGAGGUAUUCAGUGUUGCUGAUCCUUACAAGAAGGUUCGGGCUAUUGUGCUGGCUGUUAGGAGUUACAAUGAUCCUGUGGAGCUGGCACAGGCGAGCAGUGGUUUAGAGGAUGCUAUGACAGGGUUAAAUCUUGGUGAGAAUAGGGUCGAGCCAUUUGGUGCUGCAAUAAAGAUCGCCCCAUUCACAAUGAAGACUCUGGCAAAUGUAGUUCCUAAACCUCGCCAAAGAACGCUGGAGUCUCUCACACUUCUCUUGAAGCUUUCACUAAUGCCCAUGGACUUGAUUGAGAGGAAUUUGACUGAGCCUGAAUUCUGGGGGAGGGAAGGGAAGAGUAGGGAGGGAGUUGCGGGCGGUGGGGGUGGUGGUGGGAGGAGGAGGCAGGGAGAAGGGAGAAGGGAAGGAGGGGAUGCCGACAGGGAGGGAGGAGUGGAGGAGGCGACGAUCGGUGGUGGUGGUAGUGGGAGGAGGGAGUCCUUGAUCGGGUCGAUUCUGCCCCGAUUCAAACUAAACCGGGUCUCUCUUCCAAGCUCUAAAUGGGGCUCCUACUCGUGGAUCCGGACCCGCUGGGACCGGCAGAGGAGAGAAGCCCAAAUUCAGAUAGGGGAACGCGCGCCGCCCGUAAUGGCAUUGCUGCUCUCAAUAUCUUCGACUCCUAAAACGACGUUUUUUCUGUAUCCCUCUCCUUCUUCAACCUCAUCCGCAACUGGGAUACCAUCGACGGCGUCGUCUUCAAAGGCUCUGUUGCUGCCUCUCAGAAGCAUUUGCGCUCGGAUUUCGACAAGUGGACACCGGAGGUCAUGGACUGUAUGUAUGGCACCUGAUGAAGAGAAGAUGACUCGUCGUUCCCCUCUUGAUUUCCCAAUCGAGUGGGAUAGGCCAAAGCCUGGACGAAGGCCUGACAUCUUCCCCCAAUUCAGCCCAAUGAAAACUCCAUUACCACCGCCAAUGCCAGCUGAUCCUCCAGAAGAAGACGAGGAGGAAGAAGAAGAAAAGAAAGAGGAAGAGGAGGAGGAUCCUGAAAAGCAAGACCCUGACAAGCCCGAACAAUAA
Messenger RNA from Fraxinus pennsylvanica, 2604 nucleotides. The record is from the annotation of a GenBank genome assembly. Lineage: Eukaryota; Viridiplantae; Streptophyta; Magnoliopsida; Lamiales; Oleaceae.